Molecule: messenger RNA, 885 nt
Organism: Adineta steineri
Lineage: Eukaryota; Metazoa; Rotifera; Eurotatoria; Adinetida; Adinetidae
Source: the annotation of a GenBank genome assembly
AUGACGGAUGAUGAUGAUGAUGAUGAUCACGCUCUUAAAUGUACGACUGAACAAAUACUGAUAAAAAGAUUAUUACAAUAUUAUGAACCAAGUGUAAGACCAGUUAUUAAUGCUCAAGCAGUAGUAACCAUUUCAUUUCGAAUGGAAAUUACUCAAUUAUUUGAGCUUGAAGAAAAAACACAAAUUUUAACAACAAAUGUACGUAUUGAACAAAAAUGGAUAGACGAAAACCUUGGCUGGAACCAAUCAGAAUAUGUAGGAAUUCGCGGUAUACGAUUACCAUCACAUCGUAUUUGGUUACCAGAUAGUUAUAUUUAUAAUUCAGCAUUUGAUCUUUCAAGUGAUUCGCCAACACAAGGUGUUGUCAAUGGUCCUUAUGUUAUGGUUUAUCAUACAGGUGAAGUAGUCUUUCCUGUAUUGAUGAAAUUACGUACAACAUGUAAAGUAAAUAUUCAAUAUUUUCCAUUUGAUCGACAAGUAUGUGGCCUUAAAUUUGCAUCAUGGAUAUAUGAUAUAUCAUCGAUCAAUUAUGAACUUGUUUCAAGUACAAGUGAACAACAACAAUCUGAAAGUAUACGAAAUAGUGGUUGGGCUAUACUUGAUGUUAAACAAGGUCUUGUAUGGAGAUCAAAGAAUAAUAAAACAUAUGGAGAAUUAGUUUAUGGUGUUCAUAUUAGUCGUCGUCCAUUAUAUUAUGUAUUCAAUGUGAUAAUUCCAUGUGCUAUGCUUUCAUGUUUAACUUGUAUGUCAUUUUGGUUACCAACAUCUUCGGGUGAAAAAGUGACACUUGGUUUAACAUGUUUUGUUGCAUUUUCUGUGUUUAUGCUUAUGGUUGCUGAAAAAGUUCCAGCUACAUCUGAUACUGUACCUAUUAUUGGUAAAUAA